AUGUCGACUUUGACACCUCCCGAAGACCAACCUACCAGAGCUCGCAGCAAUUCCAUCACACUAAAUCAGCAUCGAACUGCUACACACCUCCUGGGUGGAACUUGCGACAGUACCUUGCAAGUCUCAUCGCGUCCAAAAUCCAAAUCGAUGCUCGAUAUUACCACUUUGAAAUCAGAAACGAUGGCAGAAAAUAACAACAUUAAUUCUCACUCACUUCUCUUUUUGCGGUUGAAGAACAAACAUGGAGAUAAAGAUAGAAGUAUGGAUUCCCAAGAAUCUUUGAACAAGCCUGGAGGGAUAAUACUCAGGGAUUUUGGUUCGCAGGAAUCGCUUGAUGAUCUUAGAAUAGCGACGAAUAGAAUCACAAAGAGAAAGGUAUACACAUCUCAACAAAAACAGAUUUCAGACACAAUGGGCACAGAAAUACCCAAGAAUCCAUCUAAAUCUCUCCCUAUAACUACGUCCGAGUGGGACGAUGACAUAGACAAGAUAAAAGUCACCAAUGACCCCAAAAUUUGGGAAGAAAUGUCCCAUCUCGCAUGGCCCACAAACAGUCUAAUUCCCAUGCUUCUCGAAGCUAGCAAAUUUAGAGAAGAAGAGAAAAUAGAAGAAGCGCGAGAGAUUGUCAGACGUAUCAAGCAUACACAGAUGAUCAGGAAGAUAGAGGAAGAAGAGGAAUUACAUUCGAAGGGUGAUGGGAAUGCGGAAGAGGGAGAAUGGAUGGUAGUCGAUGCUAUGGCUGUGAUGGAUGAGAUGAGAAAGAUGGAUAGGAAUCUCAAGGAGGAUGGUUAUACAAAGAGACAUAAAGCAGAGAAAGGAUUAGGGAAGUGUAAUAUGUCAUGGGCUAUCGACGACUUUGACUUCCCAACACCUUCCAACAAAACUCCCCAAGACUACCCUCAAAUAUCCUCAAAAAUGGGCUGCGGACCAUCCAAACCACCCGUCCCUCCAAACGAAAAACAUCAACGCCGAUCCACCAGAGGCGCAUAUGCACCUCGCAAAAGCGAUAAAAGCAGUCCCCACGCAUCCCGACCCGUUGAAGUCUCAUCAUCUCACCGCGCCGUAUCAACCCGCGUUAUGAAUGAAUAUGCGAGCUACCUGCAAGCACAAAGAAAUGUUCACAACACCAUGAACGAAGUGUCGACUGAGCAGAACCCUCAAAAAGAACAAGAUAGAGUGAAGGAAUCGAGAUUGAGCUGGGCGAUUCCGGAAAGAAGAUCUUCGCUUGGGGUUAUUACGCUAGGAGCACAAACCAAUGGAGGCAAUACAAUCGACGCUCGCAAGCUUGGAGCCGGCACACUUGAAGCUAGCAAAGUUGGUGUUCAUACGGGAGGAUGUCGUAUCAUUCAAUCAAUCAGUAACCCGGGUCUGAGUGCUGUGUCGCCGCCGACGCCAAGACAAGAUGAAGAUGAUUUUGGUUCUCGACCUGUUUCUCCUGUAAGUUCGGUCGGUACGACGAAGUGGGAUCGUCCUGGAAACGUUCUUAAGGGUUGA
This is a messenger RNA of Botrytis fragariae, 1494 nucleotides long. RefSeq lists its product as uncharacterized. Bases 1 to 1494 code for a protein of 497 amino acids. The transcript has 5 exons. Lineage: Eukaryota; Fungi; Ascomycota; Leotiomycetes; Helotiales; Sclerotiniaceae. The record is from RefSeq and is a predicted model, not a curated record.